GAUCUGCGUAACCGACGACGUUGUUUUGUUUUUGAUUCCUAUUCUGUCGAAGGAAAAACGGUUGUUAAUAAAAUCUAAAAUUGAAAUUAGUUCAAAGAAUAGUUCGAAUUUCAGAAGUAUAAUCGGUCACAAAAUGGUAAACAUACAUCAGAUUCGUGACCAGCUUGUUACCGAUUACAGUAACAGAGUCAAUGCCGAGAUUAUUGAACCUUUAACUUACAUCAAAACUCUGGCAGAACCAAAAGGGAAAAUACUGUUGAUCUACAAAAAGGUGAACCAAAUUUCGUCUUUAUCAACUGUAAACUUGGAAAAGGAAGAAGUUUCCAUCAACGGCAAUACCAGCCAAUUAGAUGUGACUGGAACACCAUUAGAAGAUAACUGUAACAUUACCGUCAUAUCGGAUUGGUCGGUUAUUAAAAAGUAUGUCAAGACCAAUGCAUGGGCCGAUGAAGAAGAGCAAUACGGUAGUGUAAACGAGGAUUUGGCUACAGUAAUCAUAAACGAGAUAAACGUAGGACUCGGAAGUAAAUGUAACAAUGGCUCGAUGUUUGCUAUCUGCGAUGCCUCGAAUGGAGAUCAUCAAUUUCUGUUAAAUGCCGAAUAUGAUAAGGACUGGAAUUGGCGUGGCGUUGGAAAGUUUACGGGACUGGUUCCAUUCCAACAAAUCAAUCCAGCUAAUUUAAUGAAGAAGCAUCUCAGCAUGCUGAUGAACUGCAAUGAGGCCAGCACCAGAAUCGAACUGUCGUUCAACGUCAAGUCCAAUCAAACAAUCAAAUGUUCUUGGGAGACGGCGUCGUUGACACCAUCGCUGAAAUGCAAUAAGAAUGCCAACAUUGUCGUUUCUCAGUCCAUUCCUGUUGGAGACUUCAGUUCUUGCAUUGCAGAAUAUUGGCGCCAAUUGGAAAUAUUGGAGGGUGUGAAGCAAGAUAUUGAAAAGUAUAAGAAGAGUCAGAACAAUGCCGAUUUGGUGUAUCAACGUUGCGCCAGCCCGUUGGACCUGGAAAAAAUCGAAAAGUACAUAAUGGCUGCACUGUCCAACAUAAAUACCUACGACACAGCCAAAGAAACGGACACCUUCGAUAUUGUUUCAAUCAUUGGACGAAUGGAUAGCGACAGAGUUCAAGAAGUCACCGACCAAUUGUGGAGUGUCCUCCGAUUUUGCAGUAGUUUCGAACACCUUGUACACGCACUACAUUAUGUGUUUCAGUGUUCCGCUCAGUCAAUCGUUGUCAAUACGCCGAGAAACAAUAAUCGCCUAGCGUCAUUGAUUCGCGAUAUAUCGGAGAAGAGAAACAUUCCCCGAUUGUCCGGCUCAGAACCGUUGGAAAUUUUAUUGGAAAUCGGCCUGCAAAAGGUGUCGAAAGACUACGAAUACAUAUUCUCGGAGAGCAAAGUAUGUCCGUCGGCUGGUUUUCAGGGUUUUAUCAAAGAAACAGCAGAAAGAGCACCAGUCAACGACCGUAAAACGUUACAUCACGCCGUCGAAACCAAUCGCCAGACGAUGUUGAACAAAAACAAGCAAAUGGACAUCGCCAAACUGAACAUUGCCGAGUUCGGUUACACUCGCUUCGACAAAUACGAAAUCGAUCGAUUUUUGGCCAAAUUGGCCCAGGUCCAUUUGAUUCUCGAACACAUCAUUCUGAUGCAGGUCAAUCUGAAUCUGGAUCAUACGGUGCUUCGAUCGAUCAUAAAUAGUUUGCCGAAAGGUGUGACCGAUUUCCAGCGGCUGGGUGCUGUGAAAAAUGACAGACGUGAAUUUUCGAUUGCACCCACAGCAUUGCUGUCAAAAGUGGAGAACCUGACGCCCCAAACGAUCAAAAUUACAAUGAAGUCCGAGAAUCGGUUCCGAUUCGUGAGCGACACUUUCCACUACAGCGUCGAUCCGAUUUGUCCACCGAACGUAUUCCCGUAUAUGCAGAACAGUGAAGAGAUCGUCAACAAGGAGAUACUCUAUUGUGGAUUACAUUAUGUUAAACUGGGCUCCCGUCGUAAAUAGGUCAAUUAAAAUAAAUUUUAUUUCCA
This is a messenger RNA of Bradysia coprophila, 2022 nucleotides long. It is a transcript of the gene Zwilch, whose product is annotated as zwilch kinetochore protein. Lineage: Eukaryota; Metazoa; Arthropoda; Insecta; Diptera; Sciaridae. The record is from RefSeq and is a predicted model, not a curated record. Gene Ontology annotation, cellular component: RZZ complex. Gene Ontology annotation, biological process: protein localization to kinetochore; mitotic spindle assembly checkpoint signaling.